Messenger RNA from Linum trigynum, 1203 nucleotides. The record is from the annotation of a GenBank genome assembly. Lineage: Eukaryota; Viridiplantae; Streptophyta; Magnoliopsida; Malpighiales; Linaceae.
AUGAAGAUAUUCGUCAAAACUUUGAAGGGGAGUACCUUCGAAAUUCAAGUCAAUCCUCAAGACACGGUCGUUGAUGUUAAGAAGAUCAUAGAAUCUGCACAAGGGGCAGACACUUAUCCUGCUGGACAACUGAUGCUUAUCCAUCAGGGGAAGGUUCUUAAGGAUGAAACAACAUUGGAUGAAAAUAAAGUUGCUGAAAAUAGCUUUGUUGUUGUCAUGGUAAACAAGAAAAGCUCUUCUGGUGAAGGCUCAACUGCUUCAACGGCAAAGGCACCUCAGACCAGUGCCCCAUCAUCAAUACCACCACAAGCUCCUGUAGCAGCACCGCCAGCUCCGGCUCCGGUUUCGGCUCCAGCCCCAGUUCCAGCUCCAGCUGCAGCUCCUUUGGUUGCUCCUGCACCUGCAGCUGCUCCUACCUCUGUAGUCGCUGCCACGUCUGAUGCUGAUCCUUAUGGUCAAGCAGCAUCUACAUUGGUGGCUGGGAAUAACUUGGAAGGAGCAGUCCAGCAAAUCCUUGACAUGGGUGGAGGCACCUGGGAUAGAGAAAUUGUUAUUCGUGCUCUCCGGGCUGCGUUCAAUAAUCCUGAGAGAGCUGUUGAAUAUCUGUACUCUGGCAUCCCUGAGCAAGCUGAGCCUGCUGCUCCAGUACCACAAGCUCCUGUGAGUGGACAACCUGCUAAUCCUGCAGCAGCACCGGGAGGAGUUCCACAGGCUGCGGCGCCAGCUGCGGUUCCGGCUGCAGGACCCAAUGCGAAUCCUUUGGACCUUUUCCCUCAGGGCCUUCCCGCUGCUGCCACUGGUGGUGCUGGUGGUGCAGGAACAUUGGACUUCUUGAGAAACAGUCAACAGUUCCAAGCCUUGCGAGCUAUGGUGCAAGCUAAUCCACAGAUAUUGCAGCCCAUGCUCCAAGAAUUGGGGAAGCAAAAUCCUCAUCUAAUGAGACUGAUCCAGGAUCACCAGGCAGACUUCCUUCGUCUGAUCAACGAACCUGUUGAGGGUGGAGAGGCCGGCAUAUUGGGGCAGCUAGCUGCUGCUAUGCCACAGUCUGUUACCGUAACUCCUGAAGAGCGUGAAGCACUAGGCCGCCUUGAAGCGAUGGGAUUCGAUCCACAAAUUGUGUUGGAGGUGUUCUUUGCCUGCAACAAGAACGAGGAACUGGCUGCCAACUAUCUUUUAGACCACAUGCAGGACUUCGAGGAAUGA